Messenger RNA from Meriones unguiculatus (Mongolian gerbil), 4045 nucleotides. RefSeq names its product NIMA related kinase 4 (gene Nek4). Gene Ontology annotation, biological process: protein phosphorylation. The coding region runs from base 166 to 2553 and encodes 795 amino acids. The record is from RefSeq and is a predicted model, not a curated record. Lineage: Eukaryota; Metazoa; Chordata; Mammalia; Rodentia; Muridae. Gene Ontology annotation, molecular function: ATP binding; protein kinase activity. The transcript is spliced from 15 exons.
UGCAUCGCUAUGGUAGCGGCGUCCUGGUGGGCCGGGCCUCAAAGCUCCUAGCCCGGUUGGGCCUGGUUGAUGGAGGAGUUCGUCUCCUGUGGGGCAUGAGCGCGGCCUCCUGGUGCCAUCCGCGCCGUUGCCGCAGCUUCCCGACUGUGGGCCCCCUCCGGGAACAUGCCCCAGGCUGCCUACUGCUACGUGCGGGUCGUGGGCAGGGGUAGUUAUGGAGAGGUGACGCUCGUGAAGCAUCGGCGGGACGGCAAGCAGUACGUCAUCAAAAAACUAAACCUGCGAAAUGCCUCUAGCCGAGAGCGUCGAGCUGCUGAACAGGAGGCUCAGCUCUUGUCUCAGCUGAAGCACCCCAACAUCGUCACCUACAAAGAGUCAUGGGAGGGAGGAGAUGGUCUGCUGUACAUCGUCAUGGGCUUCUGUGAAGGAGGUGAUCUGUACCGGAAGCUCAAGGAGCAGAAAGGGCAGCUUCUGCCUGAGAGCCAGGUGGUGGAGUGGUUUGUGCAGAUUGCCAUGGCUUUGCAGUAUUUACACGAGAAACACAUCCUUCAUCGUGAUCUGAAAACUCAAAACGUCUUCUUAACAAGAACAAAUAUCAUCAAAGUGGGUGACCUAGGAAUUGCCCGGGUGUUAGAGGAUCACGGUGACAUGGCGAGCACCCUCAUCGGCACACCCUAUUACAUGAGCCCUGAGCUCUUCUCCAACAAACCCUACAACUAUAAGUCUGAUGUUUGGGCUCUGGGAUGCUGUGUGUAUGAAAUGGCCACCCUGAAGCACGCUUUUAAUGCAAAAGACAUGAAUUCUUUAGUUUAUCGGAUUAUUGAAGGAAAGUUGCCACCAAUGCCAAAAGUUUAUAGCCCAGAGCUGGCAGAACUGAUAAGCACAAUGCUGAGCAGAAGGCCUGAAGAAAGACCCUCUGUGCGGAACAUCCUGAGGCAGCCUUAUAUAAAACAGCAAAUCUCCUUAUUUUUGGAGGCCACAAAGGCAAAAACUUCCAAAAACAAUGUUAAAAACUGUGACUCCAGAGCCAAGCCUGUUGCUGCUGUAGUUUCCAGAAAGGAAGAAUCAAAUCAUGAAGCGAUACAUUCCCAGCCACGCUCUUUGGAGGGCUCCACUGUACAUGACAUGGUUGAAGAUGAAUGUUUGUCCCAAGAGAAGCCAGUGGCCAUUGGUCACUUGAAAUUACCUGCUAGUCUCAAGGGCCACACUGGCAAACAAGACAUGAACACUACAGCAGAGUCACUCGCCACAGUCGGUAGGGUACAUGUCGACAUCUUACCUGCAGAAAGGAGGGACUCAGUGAACGAUGGCAUAGUUCAGGAGAACCAGCCAAAACACUCGGAUGCCUCUAGUGAAACAGACAGUCAAUGCAGUGUUUCCCAGGAGAAGGAGAGGCUACAGGGUAAUGCCAAGUCCAGUGAUCAGCCUGAAAAUAUCCUUCCCAGAGGGCCCUCUGCUGAUGUGGAUGGGGAAGGGAAUGAACCAGUGAAGCCAUUGCAUCCCCCAAAUAAAGACCAAAAGCCAGAGUACCAGGAUCAAGUUACCGGUGGAUGUAUUAUAGAAAAACAGGACGGCAUCCAUCCAAGACUCCAGCCACAGAGCUCCAUGUCUGAACCUUCUGUGUCCCGACAGCGAAGGCAGAAAAAAAGAGAACAAACUGACCAUGGUCGAACAAAGAGCCAGUUCCAGGAAUCACCCCCUCAGCUUUUGCCUUCUCACCCUGCUAUUGGAAAAGUGGAUGUCAUAUCAACACAGCAAAAUAAUGAAAACCAAAAUAGACCUGUGGCCGGGUCUGUAAACAGUUCAAGGAUCGGUUCAACAUCAUCAUCAAAGGAUCGGCCAUUAUCGGCCAGAGAGAGAAGACGACUGAAGCAGUCGCAGGAAGAGAUGCUCCCCUCAGGCCCUUCAGUUCGGAGAACUCCAAGUGCAGUAGAGUCAGUGAAGCCCCAGGAAGAAGAGAAACCCAUCCCUGCCCGACGAUUCUCUUCUGACUGCAGCAUCACUCAGGUGCAUCACACACUCCUGAGGGAAAAGGAAAAGAGCCUGAUACAUGGUCUGUCUGAGGAUGAGUUAAGUUCUUCUACGAGCUCAACUGAUAAAUCAGAUGGGGAUUCCAGGGAAGGGAAAAGCCAUACAAAUGAAAUGAGUGACUUGGUACAGUUGAUGACCCAGACUCUUAAGCUGGAUUCUAAAGAGAGCUGUGACAAUCUCCAGGUACUAAAUCCAGUAUCAGAAUUCAAACUUCAUCGGAGGUACCGAGACACACUGGUACUUCACGGCAAGGUUGUAGAAGAGGUGGAACUCCACUGUAAAGAGCUGCCUUCAGCUAUCAUACCAGGUUCUGAAAAGAUCAGGAGAAUAGUUGAAGUCUUGAGAGCUGAUGUAAUCCAAGGCCUGGGGGUUCAGCUUUUAGAGCAGGUGUAUGAUCUUUUGGAGGAGGAAGAUGAAUUGGAGAGAGAGGCACGACUGCAGGAGCGCAUGGGGGAAAAGUACACAACUUACAGCGUGAAAGCUCGCCAGCUAAAAUUUUUUGAAGAAAAUGUGAAUUUUUGAGAUUUGUUCUAACAUGCAGCCAGAACUAAAAACUCUAUUUUCAAAGGUUAUUAUCUUUAAAAAAAAAAAAAAGGAAAGAAAAAGAAAAGGAAAGAAAGAAAGAAAGAAAGAAAGAAAGAAAGAAAGAAAGAAUGGGGAUUUAGCUCAGUGGUAGAGCGCUUGCCUAGCAAGCACAAGGCCCUGGGUUCGGUCCUCAGCUCUGGAAAAAAAAAAAAAAAAAAAGAAGAAAAGAAAAACCGUUUCAGUUGCUCAGAGUCCAUCCUUUGAUAUUUCUUUGGGAUCUUCUUACUAUAAAAAAUUGACAAGGUAGACUAAUGUGAAACAAGUUUGCAAAAGAAACCUUUGAAUAUCAUGUUUAUAAGGAAAAAUGUUUUAUGUUUGUUAGUUUACUGAACCUUAAACCAAUUUUAUAUCUAGUUUAUUUUUUUAAAGAUAUUAACUGGUUGAAACAGGGCCAGAAACAUUGGCUUGUACUGUACUACAGUGAUACAAACAACAAGGGAAGCAAAUGUCUCAUGGUAAUGCUUGCUCCUGUUAAUAACCUUAGAAGUUAUUUAUUCUGUAAUAUAAAUUCACUAUUCUGGGAAUAGAUUUAAAGGACAUGAAGUUCUACGUUGCAUUUAAAGAACUUUUUUAUUUUUACACAUAAUGAAUUUUGAUUUACUCUUUAGACUCUUAGAACUCUUGUUCAGUCUAGAGUAUAGCUUUGUGAGUCAUUAUGACUUGAUAUAUUCUUUUCCGUCACUUAAAACAUCUCUUAAGCGUGAAUUCCUCUUUCAAUUAAGCAGUAUCUGAGGAAAACCCAGAUCCUUGGUUCUACUGGGUAUUUGCAAUUUGUGUACAGUAAAGUAGCACCUGAGUCUCCCUAUUUUAAGUACAUACUUGUAAGGCUGGGUGAAGUGGUGCAUACGUGUAAUCCUAGCACCUAGGUUCUUGUGUAUCACAUGUUGUGCUAGUUAAUAAGUAAUGUCCAUCUAGUGGGAUUUUUAUUAAUAAAUCUUUAAUACGUUUUCACUUUUUAAGAUGAAUUUUAUGGGAAUUUGUUUAAGUGUAUGUAUGUACAUCAAGUGUGUGCAGGUGCCUCAACAGGCCAGAAGAGGGUGUCAGAUUCCCUGGACCUAGCUUUGCAGGUGGUUGUGAGCCACCUGAUGUGGGUGCUGGAACUGAACCCAGGUCUUCUGCAAAAGUAAGGGCUCGGAACUGCUGAGCAACCUCUGCAGCCCUAUCACCUCUGUAUUGAAAGGACUGAAAAUUGCUUCAGAUAGUUUGUUUUCUGAGAUAGGGCCUCACUAUGUAGCUCUUGCGGUCCUAGAACUCGCUGUUGUUCAGGCUGGAGCUGUGCUUGCCCCUGCCUCCUGAGUGCUGGCAUAAAGGUGCCACUACCUUGUCUGUCUGUCAUCUUUUUCACUGUUUACCCUCCUUUCCGCCUAGUAUAUCUUUAUUCCUGUUUUCAUCUUUUGUAUUUCAAGACCAUAAAGGGACUUUUUUCCUA